Messenger RNA from Pelobates fuscus (common spadefoot toad), 7054 nucleotides. It is a transcript of the gene BCORL1, whose product is annotated as BCL6 corepressor like 1. NCBI's taxonomy places the organism in Eukaryota, Metazoa, Chordata, Amphibia, Anura, Pelobatidae. Gene Ontology annotation, cellular component: nucleus. Gene Ontology annotation, molecular function: transcription corepressor activity; protein binding. The record is from RefSeq and is a predicted model, not a curated record. The transcript has 18 exons. Gene Ontology annotation, biological process: negative regulation of transcription by RNA polymerase II. Bases 983 to 5719 code for a protein of 1578 amino acids.
UGUUUUGGUGUGUACUUAGUGUGUCAGUGAUGCCCUGGGGUGUAUGUUGUGUUGUUGUUUUGUUGUGGUGUAUAAUUAGUGUCAUGUUGUGUAGUUAGUGUGUCAGUGAUGCCCUGGGCUGUAUGUUGUGAAGUUGUUGUGGUGAGUAGUUUGUAAUUAGUGUGUCAGUGAUGCUCUGGGGUGCAUGUUGUCUAGUUGUUGUGGUGUAUAGUUAGUGUCAUGUUGUGUAGUUAGUAUGCCAGUGAUGCCCUGGGGUGUAUGUUGUGAAGUUUGUGUCAUGUUGUGUAGUUAGUGUGUCAGUGAUGCCCUGUCCUUCUCCUCCCUCCCUGUGUCUCCCUGGGAUGGAUGUCUGUGUGCGCUGGGUUUUUUUUUCCUCUCCCCCGGCCGCUCCAGGUGCAGGCCGGGAGCUGUAGUUCUCCGCCGACCUGGUCCCCAUUGGCUUUAGUGGUGGGCGGCGCGGUCCUCGGACUACACUUCCCGUCACGCCCCGCGCGGCCUGGCUCGCUGCUCUCGAUCGCUGGCUGCCAGUGUCUCCGCCGGAGCUUCUUCUUCUUGUCCGGGAUCACGGGCAACCGGCUGCCCCGUCCCCGCCCGAGACCCGGCCUGGCACUCCCGAGCUUCGCUGCUGGACUCGGAUUCGGGAACAGAGAACAUCACACGAGGCUAGGGGGCAGCGGAGACUACGAAGCAGUGACACUUAUGCCGUGUUUUUUUUAAAGUGACAAAAGUAUUUCUCUCGUGUCUGUCUAGCAGCAGCUGCUGUAAAGAGAUGAAAUUCCUGCAAGUCCUGAGCCAUCUGGUGUACAAAUGUUUAACCUGCCUGAGUAACACCUUCUGAGCUUCUACUCGUUGGGGAUUGUUUACAUCAUUUGGCGUGACGGCACUCUGUCUCUUUCUAGGUGAAAAAACGUGGAGGACGCAGCCAAUUAAAGCAGGGGAGCUGUGGACACCUACAGCAGCUCCAGGGGCGCAGGCACCUGCCAUGAUAUCAGCUGCCCCACUUUACAGUAGUGUGCACAACUGGACAAGUGCGGAUUGUGUGCGCAUGUGCGGCAUCGAGGACAGGAGAACGGCACUGUCUGAUGAAGAGUCCAAAACCAACAACUCCCAGCACCUGGGGUCUGAAGAUCGCGUGAAUAGUGUUCUUUCCAAGGUGGAUUUCAUACCAGCAACCAACCAAAGUGAUGCCCUGAUGCUGCAGGAAGAUGGAGGAGGCGAGGUGGAAACUGUUCAGAAACUAGAAGAGAAGCCCCCAGAUCCCAUCUUGUUAGUUUCUGCAGUUGAGGCGGUGACCCCAGAAACCCGCAUUAAUAUUUCACUACUAGGCAGCAAGCAAGUCAACAGCAUGUUGGAUACCUCCACCCACGGGGCUUCAGUUACAGACCAUAAAAGAACAGAGUCUGCCAGGGCUCCAGCUCCAGACAAAGUAGCCGGAGCAGAACCUUCCUUUCAGCCAGCUGAUGCAGAUCAAUCCGUAAAGCAAAAGACUGUCCUGGGGCCUGGCUUACAAAUAGCAGGUCAACCAGUGGAGGCUUCACAUACUGUUGUGUCCUCUAGUUUUAGCACGCUAACCCCUUUUGCUAUGAGCAGAAUCUGCUUCUCUACCACUCAGGUUCCUAAUGUUCAGAAACUUCCUCUAUCGUUUCCACCUGGAGCGGUUUUGACCCCAAGCCAGCCUCUGGUUUACAUCCCACCUCAAAAUUGUGGGCAGUCUCUCAAUGUAACUACCUUACCAACGACGUUUGGAGUAACGUCCACACUGACUCUUCCUAUUCUGCAACACUGUUUGCAGGAGAGAUGUCUACCUAGCAUCAUAGCACCUUCAGAAAUGCAUUCACAUGCGUUUGCAUCCUCUGUGGGAAGACCCAUCACCACUGAUUCUAAAGGGGUUUCUACAGAAUUAAAUAAGCCAGCCAGCACAACAGCUUCCACGUCUAGAACCAACAGCAGCAGUAUCACAGCACCUGCUGGUGUUGCAAAUAUCUGCUCUGAUGCCCCAUCUGCUGCUUUGACAACUCUGCAAACUCUGUCUUCUCAUCCCACGCUCCCUUUAGUCAGUGUGAACCCUGUUACCCUUGCUUCCUACACCAGGACAUCAUCUAACCUUGAAUCACAAAUUGAUACUGCAAAUUCAUCCGUCUCCCCGCUAAAGUCCCCACCUCAACUUGAGAGGGAAAUGGUUUCUCCCCAAGACUCUUGUGAAAUGCCUCUUGACCUGUCCUCAAAAUCCCACCGUAAUAAAUAUACAACACCAAACCAGCGCAAAACCCCUCCUAUGCCAGUGUUAACCCCGGUUCACACUAGCGGGAAAGCAUCAUUGUCCACUGUCUUGUCCAGAUCUGACUGCAAUUCUCAGCGUCCUCUCCUAAACAACUUCACCAGCAGCAGUAAUGUUAGCCAGAAUCUUCGAGCAGCACCUUCCAUAGUAAUGUUCCCAGAAUUCUUGCGAAAUGGAGAUCCAGGGUCAUCACAGUUGUUAACAGCUCCUGGGUCUUGGAUCAAAAAUUCUGCUCCUCUCAUUAGCACUAUACCUGGUACCUAUGUAGGAGUGGCCAACCCAGUGCCUGCCUCUAUGUUGUUGAACAAAGACUCAAGCAUGAGCCUUAGCACAGACUCUCGACUUCUGGCUAAACAGGAGCCGAUCUCAAUCAUUGACCAGGGAGAGCCAAAGAACUCAGAGUCGUGUAGCAAGAAAAGCAACCCGACUACAGCAGAUGGGCAGCAGCCUGCUGUUCAGAGGUACGUUCAUGGUCAUGUUACUUCAGUGUCCUCUUUAUGUCCACCAAAGAAUUGGACAUCAUCUGGACAUGCGAGUGUACACCCAAAGUGUCCCUUAAAUGGGAAACCCAGCAAUGCUCAGGUUUUGCCAGUUAGUUGGUCUCCUUAUCAUCAGGCCUCGCUGUUUUCCAUUGGUAUAUCGACCACAGGAACACUCCAUUCAAGCCAAGGCACUCAACACAGACUUCCCAUUGGAGAGUACACCUUAUUUCCCAGUAUUCUUCCUGCAGAGCCCAGUGUGACCCCUCAGAAGGCUGUUGGUGAAACAGUUGAUGCUCCACAGAAAAAUUCUGUUGCAUCAGUCCCUGUGCAGGAAUUGUCUGCAAAGGGAAGGACAUGUGAAUCUCUUUCCAAGCCAAGGAAAACAAAUGCAAAUAAAGCAUUGCUUGCACCAAAACCUGCUGCCGGAAACCCUGUCCUGUACAUUCAUUCAUUUGUACCUGAGAGAACAGAUAGCGGUGUAGACAGUGUAAAAGGAGCAAAUGUUAGCACAAUUGUAAACAAACCUUCCGACAAACAGAACUGUAAAGAGGAAAAAAUUCGCUCUAAGUUUCCAUGCAACCGAAAGUCUUUUGGAGAUACCAAACCGAAAAACAAUGUCUUGGCCACAUAUAUGACUCAUGACCAACCUUUAGUCAAUCAACAAAAAGAUAGUCAUUGCCUUUCUUUGUUGGAUCAGAACUGUACCAAGAAUGUUUCAAAAUCUGAGGUAUCCCAAAAUCCUCCUGUGCCUAGUAAAAGGAGUCACAAGAAAGGGCACAGCAUGGACACACAACAUUGUGUGCAGGAAGUUGACUUGAGUAAGGUGAAAAUUGAAAGGGUAGAUGACGAUGAGAGUUUUGGAUGCAUUUCUUCCUACAACAAUCAAGUGUGGUCUCCUGCUGACAUGCCCAUUAUUCCCAAAGUCAAAACAAGGAUUAAGAAAGAACCUGGCUUAAGGAGCCGUUCAAAACGAUCUGAAGAGGUUACACCAACUAAGCAAGCUCAGCAAAAGUCCAGAUGUAAAAGGAAACAGAAAGACGAAGUGGUUAACACUUCUCCAGAACCAUACAAAAGAAAGUGGAGACGGCAAAUGAAAACACCUCCAGCAGUACCUGAGAAGAAGGCGAAGGCGAACAAGAAAUCUGGUUCAGAAAAGGAAGCUGCUGGCAUUCGGACAAGGAGACGAAGAAGAAAGAAUAUAAAGUGUGAGCCUUUUGACCCAGAAUUUGACAUAGACAUACCAGAGAGGAAACACAAGAACAGUUUCAGAGACUUCAUCCCUGUAGUCUUAAAAAGCAGAACCCGCAGCCAGACAGGAAACACUUGUCCUUUGGACUCUGUUUCUGCCUGUGCAGAGUCCUUUUCAGCUGAGGAAGCAGAGGUGGAAGUGCCUUGUAAGAAACGGAAACUAAGGAAUGUUUAUAAAGCUUGCCAAUAUCGCAAGAGUAUGGUGCCCAAAGAGGAACCAGAGUCAGUGCCCAUCAGUCCAGUCCUGCGAGGGUCAUGGGAUAUGUCCAGCAGAUCAUUCGACACCACAAAGCUGUGGGCCAAGUUAGAAGAGGAGGAUGAUGGCAAUGAGGAUGGACCUCUGCGAAGGAGGAAAAGGAGGAGGCAGAAAAACCGAAAAUACCAAAAUGGAGAAUAUUUAACUGAGAAAGAAGAAGAAGAGGUAUCACUUUGUUACCGGAGGCGAAAAACAAGGCCAGAUGUGAAGAAAAGAAGACUCUCCCCAUCAGAGCGCGUUAACAGCACCCAGAAAAGCAAGCUUUCCCUAUCCACACGAGAUAAAGAGAAACAAGGUGAUUCUAGAGCCAGCCCAAAUGAAUCGCCCAAUUCUCAGAUGCAAGAUAAACCCCCAGGAAAGCGCAAAUUCAAAACAAAGCAUAUUGGUGGAAGCGCGGAUGAGGACACAAAGGUCAAAGCGCGGCGCAUCAGUCAGUCUCCCAAAACGACCCCAAUCAAAUCCCCACCUUCGAGAAAAAGUACUGAUCCUGGCACCCCUUAUCGAUCUCGGCGCACAAGUUCACUUGGAUCCUCUGACACGCCGUCUGCUCAGCACAUCCCUCCAGAGGCCAGGAGACUGAUUGUGAAUAAAAAUGCUGGAGAGACACUGCUGCAAAGAGCCGCAAGACUGGGAUACAAGGAUGUUGUGCUUUACUGUCUGCAACGAGAUCUGGGAGACAUUAACCACCGCGACAAUGCCGGUUACACAGCAUUACACGAGGCCUGUGCACGUGGCUGGACGGAUAUACUACAGAUCCUUCUGGAUAAUGGAGCCAAUGUUAAUUGCAGUGCACAGGAUGGUACUAGACCAAUCCAUGAUGCAGUGGUAAACGAUAACUUAGAAACCGUAUGGCUCCUGUUGUCAUAUGGCGCUGACCCAACACUUGCCACAUACUCUGGACAAACACCCAUUAAGCUAGCCAGCAGUGAGGUUAUGAGGACAUAUCUAAGUGAUUACCUCUUUGAUCUCCGAGGACGUUCUGAAGGGGAUUCACGGGCAACCUGGGAUUUUUACAGCAGCACUGUACUGGGUGGUAAGGAUGAUAUUGGCCAUGAUGUGAUCCUGGACCAUUCUGACAAUUCUGAAGAGGAGGGGGACAAAGAUCAGGAAGACAACUUCAUGUUUGAGUUCUCUGAAAAGCCACUCCUUUCCUGCUAUAGCUUGCACGUCUCUCUCACAAGCGGGCCCCGUAAUUGGUUCAUUUUCUCUGAAGUCCUAAAGAGGCUCAAGCUAUCAUCCCGAAUUUUUCAGGCCCGAUAUCCGCACUUUGAAAUAGCCAGCAUUCAUAAGAAUGAAUUCACCAGACAGGUGUUUACAAGCCAGCUUCUCACCCCCUCAGAGGGAACGGACCUCUGGCCCCAGGACAUUGGGGAAGUUAUAGAGCUGGUGCAAUAUGACCCAGAACUGCUUCGACUCUUGGGUUCAUCUGUGGAAUUCCAGUGUGUCAAUAGCUGACAAGCAAACAGCUCUUGUUUGUAAGACUCUACAACUGCAUCCGAGGCAAUAAACCCAGACAUAGAGGAGGCGGCCUUAACAAUGCCAGCACUGGUGAAUGGGUGUCUAGGUUUGAUCAUUUCUCUCCAUUCUGUCUGUAUGUUGAUUAUUUCUACUUUUUGGGACACGUGAGCUUCUCUGGACUUGGGCAACUAAGGUGGAUUGGAGAUUUUCUGUUCAUCUUAUGAAGCAAGGAAGAGCAAGUCCCUUUCCUUGGGUACUGAAGUAACAACAAAUAUAGUGGUAAAUUGGGCAUUUGGCAGAAGAACUCACAAUACACCCUCUCUCUCCAUCCGUUUCCUAUCUACUACUUUUUCUUAAAUACCAUUUGAGUUGUGUUGAGCGGAUGUCUUUGUUACUUCCUUUUGUUAGACUUUGUAUGUUUUGAAUGUGGCUGGCCUUGUCUACUUUGUACAUUAUGAAAUUUUGGAGAAAGGUGAAAGUGAAACAUGGACAUUAUCAAUCAAUUGACCCAUGCAGAGUUUAGAACAGGAUAGACAAUCAUGGAUCUUUGUCUGGAGAAAAAUGAGAUCUAAGCUAACCACAACUAAGGAGACUGUGCACAGGUUUGUAAUCUCCUUCUUGUCCACCCUUCUCAUAACUUCUCAGACAGAAGCUUCAAAAAGAGAAAAUUUGAAAUAUUGAAACAAUUAUCGUAUAUCCAUUACGAUACUACUUGCAGAAAAAGCAAUGCACACAUGCAAUGUAGCUUCUUACUUGGUCUUUUGACCUUGAAUAAAUUCUUCAGACAGAAACCCACGCAUUUCAGUGUGUGCCCUUCUACUGAAAUAAUUCAAAUGAUUACUUGGUGGGGCUGUUUGCUUGGAUUGUCCCAAUGACACUAGCCUGAGCCAAUUAAAAAUGCAGACUACGGUAAUGUGUACGCAGUGAUAAUUGCAUACAUGAUAAAUGCUCAGGCCUGGCCGACGCCACUCAAAAUGCUUCAGGCCUGCAAUCUAUAGUGGGCCCUGCAAAUCCUUAAGCAGCAUGGCUACGGAGUGGUGAGAAGGAAUAUGUGUGAAUGUGCUCAGGGUUCUCCUUCCUGCCUAAUCCAACAAUGCUUCUUACUUUUUAUAGUAAAAAUGCUAAUUUUAAAGCAAUUUGGAGUGAAAGGAAAGUGUGUGACUGACUGUCCGCUUCCACUAAGAAAAAAAAAAAAAAAUUUGAAAAAAGUCAAAGCCGCGUGUGUUGUUCUACAUGGAACACGUGGCACUUUAACUUCUUAUGAACUGAGUUUUUUUUUUUUUGUUUUUGUUUUUAUUGUAAAUGGUACAGUUUUAUUGUACGGGUGCUAAA